This is a messenger RNA of Momordica charantia (bitter melon), 987 nucleotides long. RefSeq names its product glutathione transferase GST 23-like. Gene Ontology annotation, cellular component: cytoplasm. Gene Ontology annotation, molecular function: glutathione transferase activity. Lineage: Eukaryota; Viridiplantae; Streptophyta; Magnoliopsida; Cucurbitales; Cucurbitaceae. Gene Ontology annotation, biological process: glutathione metabolic process. The record is from RefSeq and is a predicted model, not a curated record.
UUGAAAGGUAAAAUUUAGACCGAAAAAACAAUCAUAUAUCAUUCAGGAGCAACACAGAGACUAUAAAAGCAAGAGUUUGAAGCUAAGGAUCACCAACAAUGGCAGAGGUAAAGAUUAUUGGAUCAGCUUCAAGCCUCUUCUGCAUAAGGGUUGAAUGGACCUUGAAGCUCAAAGGAAUUGAGUACGAGUACAUAGCGGAAGACUUGAGAAACAAAAGCGAGCUGCUUCUCAAGUCCAAUCCUGUGCUCAAGAAAAUCCCUGUGCUCUUGCACAACAGCAAAGCCAUCUCCGAGUCGCUUCUCAUUCUCGAGUACAUCGAUGAGACGUGGAAGGAGAACCCGAUCUUGCCUGAAGGGCCAUAUGAAAGAGCCACAGCUCGCUUCUGGGCCAAGUUUAUAGAUGAGAAGUGUCUGUUUGGUACCUGGGAAGCUUGCCGGGCUGAAGGAGAAGAGAAGGAGAAGGCUGUAGAGGCUGCAAUACAAAAUUUGGCAUUGCUUGACAUAGAAAUCGAAGGAAAAAGAUUCUUUGGAGGAGAGAAAAUCAAUUACCUGGAUCUAGCUGCAGGUUGGAUGUGCCACUGGCUCGAUGUUCUUGAUGAAGUUGGAGAAAUGAAGGUGUUUGACAAAGAGAGAGUCCCAUCCCUUCAUGAAUGGGCUCAAAACUUCAUCCACACUCCAGUUAUCAAAGAAUCCCUCCCACCCAGAGAAAAUCUUGUCAACAACUUCAAGGGCAGUCUGAGCUACGCCCGGUCGUUAGCUGCGAAUAAGUAAUAGAUGCCUCAUCCUACAAUUAUAUUUCAUUUCAAAAAGUCUUUUGUCUAAAAAAAAAAUAUAUAUAUAUAUAUACACACACACAUAUAUAAAACUUGUCAGAGUGAAACAAGUCCAUAGGAAAAAAAUCAUCAGAGGUGUUUGUGUUUGAAUAUUUACUGCUUAGUGCUUGAUAGCCUGGAGUGAAGUGAAGUGCAUCUGUUUUGCUAUUCAAGUC